This is a messenger RNA of Mauremys mutica (yellowpond turtle), 2064 nucleotides long. It is a transcript of the gene TMEM144, whose product is annotated as transmembrane protein 144. Gene Ontology annotation, molecular function: carbohydrate transmembrane transporter activity. The record is from RefSeq and is a predicted model, not a curated record. Gene Ontology annotation, biological process: carbohydrate transmembrane transport. Lineage: Eukaryota; Metazoa; Chordata; Testudines; Geoemydidae. Gene Ontology annotation, cellular component: membrane.
UACCGAGGUCAGAAUCAGAAGGCUGUUCUGCUUUCUUUGCAGUUUGGGAGUUAUCCCUUCCCCGCCACUCUCAACACACAUACAGUAUGGCACGUUCCCUUCAGUAUCAAAUGUGCCCAAAAGAUAAAUGAAUGAAAGAGAAGGACGGGUGGGUGGGAGCCUUGAUCACAUGAGGAGGAGCAGGAACUGGAGCCGGAGCUGGGCACCGGCAGUUUCUGCAGAGCAAGUCAGUGCAGGAAGUCGGAACUGCAAAGAAACAACUAAGCUGUCUGAAAGGAUCUUCAUUAAAAGCACCACAACAAGAAGCAUUUUCAGAACAGAAAUGAACAGCUGGACAGCAAAUAACAGUUCCGUCAACAGCAAUGGAACAGAUCUCACUAUCGGCUUUACCUCUUCUGCAAUAGCUGUCUUUUUAUUUGGGACAAACUUUGUACCUGUUAAGAAAUUUGAUACUGGUGAUGGAAUGUUCUUCCAGUGGAUUCUCUGUGCUGCAAUAUGGAUAGUAUCAUUGGUGGUGAACCUUAUUCAGAAAAGCCCGAGGUUUUGGCCUCUUGCUAUGGUUGGGGGUAGUGUAUGGGCUACAGGUAACAUUACAGUUGUCCCCAUUGUUAAAACCAUUGGUUUAGGUCUUGGACUCUUAAUCUGGGCUUCUUUUAAUUUGCUAACUGGCUGGGCAAGCUCAAGGUUUGGCUGGUUUGGAAUUGACCCAGAAGAGGUAUCAAAACCCAUCUUAAAUUAUAUUGGAGCUGGACUUUCAGUGUUAAGCACUAUCAUAUUUCUUUUUGUAAAAAGUGAAGUUCAAAGUUCUUCAGCUUCGUUAGAAGUCACUCCAUUACUGAGAGAAAGGUCAGUCAACAAUUCUGAAAAUACCUAUUCUGAUGCUUCAUGGGUAGACAGUCUUUCUCCAGUACGAAAAAGAGUAAUAGGCUGUACCCUAGCAGUAGUAGCUGGAAUAUUCUAUGGUUCCAGCUUUGUGCCAGUGCUGUACAUCAAGGACCAUGGUAGAAGAAAUGGAACGGUAUACACAGGAGCAAGUCAAUUUGAUUUAGACUAUGUUUUUGCACACUUUAGUGGAAUCUUUCUCACAAGUACCAUAUAUUUUUUGAUCUACUGUGCAGUCAUGAAAAAUAAACCUAAAGUUUAUCCUGAAGCCAUAAUACCAGGAUUUGUUGCUGGUGUGCUUUGGGCAAUAGCCAAUUGUUGCUGGUUCAUAGCUAAUCACUACCUCAGUGCGGUGGUCAGCUUUCCAAUCAUUACUGCGGGCCCUGGCUUUGUAGCUGCUAUGUGGGGAGUCCUGGUAUUUAAAGAAAUAAAGGGAUUGAAAAACUACCUGUUACUCGCCGUAGCAUUUUGCGUAAUUUUGGCUGGGUCACUCUCCACAGCGUUUUCUAAAAUUUGAAGGGAUUGCUUGGACCAGCAGAUGGUGCUACUAGUGAAUAAAAACACUCUAAGAAGACUGCGAUUUCUGACACUUUCUGAGCUGAUUAAUAGAUCUUCACUCUCACAAGAGACUGCUGAAUAUUCAUAAUUCAUGUUUUUUUAUGCCAACUGAGAAAAUUCAGCAGAAUUUGUUUCAGGCCUGAAACAAGUAAAAGAUAAUAUGGAAUAUUUUUUUAAAUAUAUUGGAAGAUGCCAGUGUUGUCUUUCUGGAUGACUGUAGGAGCAAAAAAAGGUUUCAAAUAUUUUUUAUAAUUUUCUGUUAUAGUGCAUUGGUCUAUAAACUAUCAUUGAAUCAGGAUAAGUUUUAAUUCAUCUUUGCAGGUUGGAGGAUAAAGGGAAUGUUAAUUCUGGGUUCUUAAUAUUUUACUUUGCAAGGCAGUACAUUUGUUUUAAUAUAUUGUGUGUUCUGGUGUAUUAGGACUGAUAUACAAAACAAUCUGGCAACAAAGUAACCAUAACAUCACUGAAGCAAGGUUUGUUGGGGGAGGGGGAUUGUUUUGUAUUGUUAAGAUGUUAUCUAUUAACGUGUCAGUUUACAUAAAAAAAUGUAUCGGCUAUUCACUUUAUAGUUUUGAAUGUAAAAGCUCUGUUGUUGAAAUGAUCAUCAAUAAACGUUGUUGACUA